GAUGGGUGCAUAGUCUGCCCAACAACUGAUAGCACAUUUGAUCUGCUAACAGGAGAUAUCAAAGAAUGGUAUCCAAAAAAUCCUGUUCUGAGAGUUCUCACACCCGCUUUGAGGAAACUCUUUACCUAUCCUGUGAAAACUGAUGAACAAAAUAUCUACAUCAGCCUGAGAGGUGGGAAAACCGAUGCUUCUGCAGAAAUUGUCUUUAGCGGGAAGGCUCAACCUGGUGUAACUGCAACAGAUGUCAAUGUUGAAGAGGUUAAAAUGGUUGUUGAUGAGGAUCAAGAGGGAUUUGGUUUCACUGUAAAGAAUGAAAUAAUAAAUGGGAGAGCAGCUGUUAUUGGUUUCCUCCUGUUGUUGGAUUUUGAACUUUUAACAGGUAAGGGUCUUUUAAAGGGAACAGGUUUCUUGGACUUCUUAUACUCUGUCUCUAAUGCUUUCAAUUAGACAUCAUCUGUGUUAUAUCAGCUACGAAAAUAUUCAUCUGACCCUCAGCAGGAUAAUAUGUCCUGUUAGUGUUCACAUUUCCAUUUUGUAAGUUCUGUAUCUAAUAUCGAGUUUAGAUCUUGGUAAAUGUACAACCUUUUGUUUUGUGUUUUGAUGUUACUCUCUGUAUACCAUACACAUUUUUAAAGGUCAUAAAUGACAGUGGCAUUUCAAAA
This is a messenger RNA of Vigna radiata var. radiata (mung bean), 662 nucleotides long. RefSeq lists its product as uncharacterized. NCBI's taxonomy places the organism in Eukaryota, Viridiplantae, Streptophyta, Magnoliopsida, Fabales, Fabaceae. Gene Ontology annotation, molecular function: 2 iron, 2 sulfur cluster binding; nitrite reductase [NAD(P)H] activity. The record is from RefSeq and is a predicted model, not a curated record.